GUUAACAUCAGUGCUAAAAAAAAUGUGCUGCAAACCCGUAAAUCACAUAAGCAUUGUGAAAGCGGACUUAGCAGCAAGAUGUCUGAAACUGUUGAAUGUAGCAUCUAUAUCCGCAUAUAUCUAUGGUCCGAGUUGGUGGAAUUGAGUGCAAUUGAGGACUAAUUUGCAUAUUCAUGGCAUAUAAUUCAGAAAUGAGUGGUUGUUCAGAAGAGCCAGUGGCCAUCGUCUACGCAAACAUUAAUGACUUGAGAUUAAUUUGUGCAACAACUGGUAGCCUGUAGAAUGAAAUUAGAAGAGUUGUGGCAUCCGCUCUAUGGGGCUCUUGGAAAAUUAUUUGAGCUGCUGCAUUACACUACAGCAAAAGGUUACCUCUCAGCUAGGUUGAAUUUGUGCUCUUCUCUCAUCCAAUCUGAGUUGUCUUUCAUGUAGCCAGAGAUUCAUGCUUCUGAAGUGGGAUCAUUUGGCUGGAAAGAAAAUCUGGGUGUUGUCAUUAUAUUAGUGAUUUAAGAAACCAAGUGCAUAUGUGAUAUGUUGAGAAUAGGAGUGGCCCAAGCACAGACACUUGGGGAACCCCAGAGAACAUGAAGUUUUUUGAUGUGAACAGCUCUCCAUAAUACCCUUAAGUAUCUACCUCUGAGGAUCACAGGACCAUAGAAGUGGAGUUCCUGUGAUCCACAGCGAUUAGAGGGAUGAUAGGAGGAUCUGAUGAUUGACUGUGUCAGAUGUUACAGAGAGAUCCAUCAGAAUAAGAAAAGAUUAUUUAAACUCUACCUUUGCAAGCCUCAGUGCUUCAGAGACUGAUACCAGCACAUUCUCUGUAGAGUGGUUGAGAAUAACAGUUUAACAUCCAUGUACAACUGAAGUAGUUUCGAACAAAACUUAAAAAUCAGAUUACUUAGUUUAUUGCUAAACUGUUUUCCAAACCCUUUCUGUUUAAACAAUUUACCCUUCCUAAUUUAGUGUUUGUGAUUUCUCUGUAACUGUACCAGUGAAGAUGGAUAUUCUGGAACCUUCUAGAGAUCCAGAGGGGGGAGGCAGUGAUGCCUUAACAGGGGAGAGACAGUCUAGGUUAAAGUCUUUAAAGUCACGGCUGUUUGGGAAGAUAAGGAGGAAAGAUGGUGAUGGUGGUGUGAAGAGUCAGUCUGAAAGUGACAUCAUGUUGGGUGUUGAAGACUCAGAGCAUGACUUCUGCUCCCAAAGCAUGCUGGGAUCCCGGACAUUAUCACAUGACAGUGUUUUCCUGGCAGAAAAUACCCAUUCGGACCCUGAGCCACAAAGAGGACUGUCUCAUGAGAACAUUCAUGGAAAUAUUCAAGCUCUCCAGAUGAAACUACAGCAGCAGAAGAUGCAUUUAGGUCCGCCCCCCUUGCUGUUGUCAAGUAAACGUCAUACAGACUUGGGUGGAAGUGCAGAGGAUGAUGACCUUCCCCGCCUAUCCAGGAGCAUAUCAAACAAGCCCCAUGUGUCCUUCCAGCCACUUUUCCCUCAGCCCAUAAGCACAGCAUUUUUACCCAUUUCCCCAAGUAAUUCAAGCUCAGGGGUGGACUUCAGCACUCCUCCCCAGUUUACUUCCCUCCUGGACAACUCUGCUGCACGUCAUCGCAUGUCCAUUAAACCUAAGAACCAACGGGCAGGUGGCAAGAACAAGAGAACGGUCACUUCAGCUGAAAGCAGACCACGAUCUGAAAGUUUAAACAACUUGGAACGUUCAUUGACUAAGAGGGAGGAAAAGCCAGUUGCAAAAGAGAUGGCCUGUGUUCGCUCGUACUCCUCUAAGGUGUUACGUCUAGGAGAGAGGCAAACUGCUUUACAAAGCAAGAGCACCCCUCCAGUUUUAUCGUUCCUAUCUCUGAAGGAUAAUGAAGAAACUAGUCAAGUUUCUGGUGAAAAAGAGCAUAAGAACCUACUGUUUACAUCUUCUCAAAACUCUUGCCUAAAGAAGCUGACUCCAGCUGAGGUGCCAGUGUCCACCAUAAGGCAAGAGGUUGCAAAAGAAACUAAAAGUCUUACAAGAUCAGAUGAAUCCCAAGUAGCCAAACCUCAAAGCCCAGUGGUGUCAAUCAACAGAACAAUAAAACAAGAUUUGAAUGACUCCAAACUGCUCAAGAACAGCCAAAGCAACCCUGUGUCAACUUUGAGAGCACAUGUAGAUACCAUACAAGAACCGAGUAUUAUGCAAGAUGAGAAGUCUGUUCAGACUGUGGUAAAUGUAGAAAUUCAACAUUCCUCUCCUCAAGCUCCAGUCAAUGUGAUUACUAGAGUGAAUUUAAGACCGUCAUCCUUAAGGAGAAAUGCAUACUCUGCAGACGAAAAAUGUGAGUCAAAGAUCCUUCAGUCAGUCACGACUGUGUUGCCUAGUGCUCAGGAACAACACUCUCAGACUGAGUCCAUGAAGCGGCCGAGAUCAAUAUCCGCAACACUCCAACUCACGCCAUCUUCAGACAAGAUUCAAGAGCUUCCAAGGACUGCAAGCUUUACUGGAGUAGUUGAACAAGGUGGACUGAAAAAAGAUCCUACGUAUCCUUCUAAACCUUCUCUUACCUUCAAGACACAGGGACAACUUAGUUCACAAUCUGAGAAAACAAAAAAAGAUCCACAUUGUAGCAUGCCACCACAGUCACAAAAGGAAGAGAAAGCACAAGUGAUACCACCAAAGUUCAUAGAUCUAGCAACAUACAGCUCUCAAACCCAGGAUGUGGAGGAGAGUAAGGACAAUGGGAUGCAGGAGCUUGGAGUAGAGGCUACAGAGGAAGAGGUACAGGAGGGAGUGGAGGAGGCAGAAGAAGCAGGAGAGGAUGUGACGAAUGUUAGGGAAGCAAAUGAGAGAGAAGCUACAAAUUCAUUUGGUGUAAAGCUGCGUUCCAGCUCUCUUUCGCUAAAGUUUCGCCUGGACAAGACACAAUCAGAAAUCAAGGUAAAACAACACAGUGCUGAGGUCUCCACACUGUCUCCACCUCUGGCCUUACGAUCUGAUUCAACUAGUCAAGUGGAACCUAAGGACCAUCGUUCCAGCAUGGGCUCUAAACUCAAAAACCCUUUACUCGAAGCCAAUGAGUCCUCCAACCCCAGUUGCACACCCAAGAGUGUCUCUAAAGAUAAGGAGACGAUUGGCUUCCCUAGACAGGCCGAACCUACUCAGCCCUCAUUGUUACCCAGCAAAGCCACUAAGAUUGCACCUUUAGUUCCCAAAGAAGGUACAGACUUGCUUCCAAAAGAGCCUAUUGCAGUCACCUCUCAGGAAAAUGCACCAACAUCUACAGCCUCUGAGAUGUCCUGGAUGGAGAUGGCUAGAGAGAAGACCAGAAGUCUACAACAGCUUUUUACCAGCAGACUGCCAGAUUUUCCAAGCUUUCAAACAACCACACGACCAACAACCUUAAAUACAACACAGCCACUACCCCAAACAUCCACUUCACAAGCCAGUGCUAGAGCCACCCAAAACAUUACAAACCAACAGACAGCAACAAACCUUUCUUUGAGGCCUACGGAGAUGCCUACAAGACAUCUGCCAUCUGUGAAGUCCUCUGGAAGAUCCACACAGCCUGUGCAAACCCAUAUAAGCACAACGACCCAACCUUUGGCAUUACCAACCUGUACAAUUCAGACAACCACAAGUCAAUCACAAGUUGACUGUAUCAAAGAACUCCAGUUUCAAUCCAAACCCCAAAUUUGUAGUUCAACAACAAAAACAACUCAGUCUACAGUUACCUGCACAUCAACCAUACAGUCCACCACUCACACUACUCAUACAGCAAAACAGCUAUCAUCACAACCAAAGUCACCACCCAUCCAACAGUCAUUACCACCUCAUGCAGGACCUCUCCAAACAUCCCAGACCUCCACACAAUCUUUACUGCGUCCCACACCUUCUCCAGCUUCCCCAUAUUUAUCAUCAAGUUCCAAGAAAACAUCUCACCUGAUGUCCCAACAGUCUGUUAAAACUGUCUUAAAGGAUCAUCCUCAGAAUGAGGGGUUUGAGUGUGAGACGCCACCCAUCCAACAGUCAUUACCACUGCACGCAGGACCCCUCCAAACAUCCCAGACCUCCACACAAUCUUCACUACAUCCCAAACUAUCUCCAGCUUACCAAUACCUAUCAUCAAGUCCCAAGAAAACAUCUCACCUCAUGCCCCAACAGUUUGUUAAAACUUUCUCAAAGGAUCAGCCUCAGAAUGAGGGGUUUGAGCCCAAGAUACCACCCAUCCAGCAGUCAUCACCACCACGGCAAACAGGAUCCCUCCAAACAUCCCAGACCUCCACACAAGCUUUACUACAUUCCAAACUAUCUCCAGCUUACCAAUACUUAUCAUCAAGCCCCAAGACAACAUAUCACUUGUUGCCCCAACAGUCUGAUAAAACUGUCUCAAAGGAUCAGCCUCAGAAUGAGGGGUUUGAGCCCAAGAUGCCACCCAUCCAGCAGUCAUCACCACCACUGCAAGCAGGACCCCUCCAAACACCCCAGACCUCCACACAAGCUUUACUACAUUCCAAACCUUCUCCAGCUUACCCAUACCUAUCAUCAAGCCCCCCAAAAACAUCUCAGAUGAGAUCCCAACAGUCUACAAAUACUGUUCCAAAGGAUCAGCCACAGAAUGAGGGGUUUGAGCCCUCUAUUACAUCAGGGAAAGCUGACAGGGUAUCUACGCCUCAGGGGAAGGGCAAUAGGCUGGAGGAUAUCAAACCAUUGUGGGCAACAGGAAUGGGAAACAAGACCCAGCUGGUCCAACACUUGGAGAACCAAUCAACUGCUGCAACCAAGGCAGGUGAGCAGAAAGACAUAACAGAGUCCCAAGCAACAGCUCAGUCUACAGCUCCUGUCUCAAAGGUCUCCACAACAGACACAGGCACAGAUCCAACAUCACUUUCAUGUGUCGCCAUGAGGACAGGAGACAGGGAGGAUAAAUGGCAAAAGAAAUUAGUGCCACCAUCAUCAUCACCUUCAUCAUCAUCUCCUCUCCAGUCUGUCCAAGACAGUGACCAACCAUCGUGGAUGGAGCUGGCCAAAAGGAAAUCACUGGCAUGGAGUGAUAAGACUAUGGACUAAAAUUCUGCAUAAGCUAAAUGCUUUGAGGUUUGCUUCAUGUGAACUUAAAGCAACACCAAAGAGUUUUUUUACCUUAAAAUAAAAUUUUCAAAAAAGUUUCAGUCAUUCAUCCACUCGAAACAGGGUGAACGGCACUUUCACAUUCGCUUGCAGCCCUCUAUCAGCCAAAACCGCACUAAAGAAGUUUCCAACCGUCGCGGUCCUGUAGUUCGAGUGAAAACUACAAAAACUUGCUUUACGGCAGACCUACAAUCCAAUCAGAGCCAGCUAUGCUGCAGUAUUCACGACAGUGGUGAUGGACAAUUACACUUCUAACCUGUAGGGAGAGCAAAGAGCAAAAACUCUUUAGUGUUGCUUUAAAGUUAAAGGUGCUCUAAGCGAAUCUGUGCGACAUCACUUUUUGUUGAUGUUUGAACUGUUUUCAAACAAACUGAGCGUAGCUAACUCCUCCCCCUUCCUUCCGUGCUUUCAUGAACGCGCCCAACCCCCAAAUCCUUCUUGUCGUUUAUUGGCUGGAACACUUUGUUAUCGUUUCUGGUGGUAGGUUUGGCAACUUUGUUUUUAUUGCAGUUUGUGGCUGUCUACAGAGAUCGCGUUUUUUUACAGUUUGAUCAGCGGACAGGCAGGAAGCAGAUAGUGAGGAGAUGUUUGCUGUAUGUAACAAAAAAUGUUGUAUGGUCUAAAACCCGUGAAUUCGCUUAGAGCACCUUUAAAGAAGUGAACCACUAUUAGCUGUGUAUGCUUUCAGGAAUGACUGUAAAUGUAUCAAUCUUUAAUACUGUGUGUCUCUGUAAAACCACCCUAAUGUGAGCAUCUUGUAUUCUCUUCACCUGAAGUACAAAUACAUGACAAUCAUACAUACCAACAUUUUGGCAAUGAUAUGUACAAUGUUUAUGAGGUUUAAAGCCACAUUUCCUGGUAAUUUAGGUUAAGAGCAGCUGGUAGUACUUUGCAAAUGCACACAACGUGAAUGUAAAUCAGUGGGGGAUUGGAAGGGGAGAACAAAAUUCUGGUUCUGAAUCAAAUUAAAGCACCUGAGUGCAAUCUCAGGAAUAGAAACAUACUCUCUGUUUUAUCCAAAUGCAUUCGUGCAUUUUCAUCAUUUCUCAGGUUAUGUGUGUUAUUAUGUUCAAAUAUUAACAAUUAAUUGAACUAUGAUUUCUUUCCCUUUCCAAUUGCACAUUUUUAUUUAUUCACCAUGGAUUAUAUCAUGUAUUAAUUAUUUCCUGAACCUAUUAGCAUACAUGUGAAUAAUUCUGUUAUUGUAUUGUAUUGGACAAUAAAGAAUACAUAAAUCUAUUUUUUCAUUUGCUUUUGGAAAAUGCUGCCCUAACUUGGCCAAGCUUGUAUUACCAAAUAAAUAAUAUAUAACUCGUAUGAACUUGCCAUGAUAACUAUACAGUAGCUCCUAAUAAAAUCAUGUGGUUAAAUUUAA
Molecule: messenger RNA, 6479 nt
Organism: Misgurnus anguillicaudatus (oriental weatherfish)
Lineage: Eukaryota; Metazoa; Chordata; Actinopteri; Cypriniformes; Cobitidae
Source: RefSeq, a predicted model, not a curated record